AUGAGACCAGACUUCGCAGUCGUGCUAUUCACACUCGUCACAUCAACGGUCGCAUCGGCCAUCGAUGCACCCCGCCGCAUAAAGCGCAUUGACAUAGAGCGCCCCGAGUCUGGGGUACCCCCCGUUUAUGAGCACGAGCUUUACAAGCGCCGUGGCGGCGGUGGUGGUGGAGGACGCGGAGGUUCCAGCGGCGGAGGUUCAAAAGGAUCAUCUGGCAGUGGCAGCAGAGGUUCAUCAGGCAGCGGUGGCUCCCGCAGCUCCAGCGGCGGCGGUUCUCGCGGCGUCGGUCCUCAGCCCAGCUUCGCAGGCGGUCGAUACUACCCCGGUGGCUCAUCAAAACCUUACAAAUCCGGUGUCUCAAGUCCCGGAAGAAUUGCGCCCUUCGCUCUAGGCGGUGCUGCUCUGGCAUUCUGGCCUGGCCUUUGGCUCUACGGUGCAUACAUGUACCCUUACUCGCAUCCCUACCAUUAUCACAACGACACCAGCGAUGAGGACGAAGAACGCGAUGUCCUCUGUGGAUGCUCGCGAUAUGAGUAUUGCGCGUGUGAUGACAACAACAGCACCCAAUACUUCGACGAACUCAUCGGAAACGGAAGCUACGACGCACUUAACAAGUCCAUCGUCAAUGUUGCAGAGGUCAACGGCACAAUGACAAUCCUCAUCAACGGAACUCUGCCCAACGACACGGCCCUCCCUGAUGAGGAUGCAUCAGAGAAUGGAGCACUGUCAAGACGAGGAUUGCACUUCGAGCCACAGCUUAGUGAUCGAGUGGGUGUUUGGGCUAUAGCGGGCUUCAUAAUGGCAUUGAUCUUGAACAUCUAG
Fusarium mangiferae is the source of this 822-nucleotide messenger RNA. RefSeq lists its product as uncharacterized. Bases 1 to 822 code for a protein of 273 amino acids. Lineage: Eukaryota; Fungi; Ascomycota; Sordariomycetes; Hypocreales; Nectriaceae. The transcript is spliced from 2 exons. The record is from RefSeq and is a predicted model, not a curated record.